AUGGAGGCGCGCCUCCGCACUACUCUGGUCAUCAACCUGACGGCGAUCUUCGAGUGGGCGGACCUUGUGAUCCUGCCGGCGAUGUACGACAACGUGUCGAGGGCGUUCGACGACGCGUCGCCACGCCAAAUGGGCCAGCUUUCCACGGCGCGGGGCGUCGUGCAGGCGCUGUCGUCACCGAUCGGCGGCGCCCUGGGCCACUUCAAUGACCGCAUAUCGAUCAUCGUCGCGGGCUGCGUCAUCUGGGGAGUAAUGACCAUGGUCUUCGGCACGCUGAGCUCCCUGGCCCUGGCUACGCUGGUGUGGAGCCUCAACGGCUUCGGCCAGUCGCUGGUCAUCCCCAACUCCCAGUCCAUCAUCGCGGACUACUACCCGGCCAAGGCGCGCGGCAGGGCCUUCGGCACGAUCUACUUCACGCAGUCCGUGGGGGAGAUUCUGGGCAGCCUAUACGCCGUCAGCCUGGGCUCCCGCCAGGUGGGGCCCGUCGACGGCUGGCGGUUCGUUAUGUUCACCUUUGCCAUUUUCAGCGCCUUGACGGCUUUCGCCAAUUGGGCAUUCGCGCGAGAUCCUCGCGCAUUUGCGAGCCCACCGGGCAGGGAGGGGGUGGAGAUGGGAGAGAUCGGCGAGACGACGGUCGACGAGACGCCGAUCGACGAAGGCGACGGGGAAUCGAAUAAGGAUGCGGAUGACGGCGUCGGCGGGAAGGUCGAGGAGGACAGCCGCGAGGGGGGAAAGGACGGAGAGAACGGGCCGGCGCGGGCGGCCAGGGUGCGCUCGGAGGAGUUGCUGGGUAUGUUCUGGAGCGUGCUGAAGAUCCCCACGUUCUGCAUCAUCAUCCUGCAGGGCGUGGUGGGCAGCAUGCCCUGGAAGGGCCUCAUGGGCUUCUUCAUCCUCUACUUCCAGCUGAUGGGCAUGACCGACGUCCAGGCCUGGCAGGCCUACAGCGCCUUCCUAGUGGGCACCGCCUUCGGCGGCCUACUGGGCGGCUGGGUGGGGGACGCUGCCGCCAAGAUCUCCCCCGACCACGGCCGCAUCCUGGCCUGCCAGUUCAGCGUCCUCUCCGGCCUGCCGCUCACCGCCAUCCUCUUCCGGUGGAUGCCCUCCAACGCGGCCCCGGCCACGGUCGCCGGAUACGUCCUCAUCUGCUUCGUCUACGGCUUGCUCAUCAGCUGGGCGGCUCCCGCGUGCAACAAUCCGAUCUUCGCGGAGAUCGUGCCCGCUGAACGGCGCAGCGUGAUUUAUGCCUUCGAUCGGUGUUUGGAGAACGCCAUCGCGUCGCUGGCCAACAUGUGGGUGGGCGCGGCGUCCGAGGUGUACGGAUUCCAGGGGGGAGCGUCGAGGUCGGGGGACCCGCAGAAGGACGCAGAGAACUCGCGGGCGCUGGGCAUGGCCAUGCUGGUGUUCAGCGUGGUGCCCUGGUCGCUGUGCUUCCUGUUCUACAUGGGCCUGCACUACACCUACCCGCGGGACAAGAGCAGGGUUGCGUCACGAUACACCGCCCUUGCAGCGUCCUGA
Ostreobium quekettii is the source of this 1515-nucleotide messenger RNA. NCBI's taxonomy places the organism in Eukaryota, Viridiplantae, Chlorophyta, Ulvophyceae, Bryopsidales, Ostreobiaceae. The record is from the annotation of a GenBank genome assembly.